AUGAACAAGUUCUUCAUAUUUUCCAUCACGUUCUUUGUCAUGUUAAAACUGGCGUUCUAUUUUGUCAGGAACGCGGAAAAUGGCCCGGCUGCGAUCAGGGCCUGCUGCAAUGCAGUAAAGUGGUCACCUGUUAUCUUUAUUAGUGCCAUCGUUAUUUGGUCAUAUUAUGCCUAUGUCGUGGAGAUGUGUAUUUUCACAUCAGAUCAAAUAUGGGAGAAAGUAAUCCUGCUGCUUCUGUACCAUCCGGUGCUUUUUAUGUUUCUGUGGUCUUAUUGGCAAACAAUAUUCACAAAGAGUGGAAGAGUACCUCGCGAUUUUUACUUACCAUCAGGUCUAGCAGAGCGAUUAGAGUCAGAACAAAAUGAAGAAGUACAAAAAGAAAUGUUGAAACAAAUUGUUAGAAAUCUUCCGGUUCAGACCCGCACUAUCUCUGGUUUCCCAAGAUAUUGUGAAAAAUGUAAAUGCAUCAAACCAGACCGAUGUCAUCACUGCUCAGUGUGUGCUACAUGUGUGUUAAAGAUGGAUCACCACUGUCCUGGUAAGGUUAACAACUGUGUAGGUUUUACCAACUAUAAGUUCUUUGUGCUGUUCUUGGGCUAUGGUCUUCUUUAUUGCUUUUAUGUGGCAGUCUCAUCAUUGAAAUUUUUUAUUCAGUUUUGGACGGGUGGCUCAGCACGUGGAAUGGAGCGCUUCCAUGUUCUUUUUUUGUUUUUUGUCUCCGUUAUGUUUGGCAUCUCGCUUAUCUCCCUGUUCUGCUAUCAUCUAUACUUGGUGUGCAAGAAUAGAUCUACACUUGAAGCAUUCCGAGCACCAGUAUUCCAGACAGGCCCAGACAAAGAUGGGUUUAACCUUGGCCGAGCUUCAAACUUCCGAGAGGUGUUUGGAAAAGAUAAAACUCUUUGGUUUUUACCAGUGUUUUCCAGCCUGGGAGAUGGCGUAUCAUUCCCAUCGCGCUUACAGCCUGUAGUGACUUAUAACACCAUGGGAAACACACCCAGCGUAGGGAAUGGAGUAACCUAUCCUACACGAAUGGUUGACAAUGAUAAUGAUGGCUUGCUGGGUGCUCGACAACGCUGGAUGGAGGAAGGGGGAGAAGAGAAUGAUGCAGGAUCAGGUUUUGAAAACAAAGGGAUGGACAUGGCGUAAUCAACCCAGACCAAAAUGACCAGCUUUAGUACAAGAUGAAGAUCAUCCUUUCCUGUGAUGUUACAGAUAAUGUAAUCCUGAGUAAUGUUCAGAUCUCU
Messenger RNA from Pomacea canaliculata, 1244 nucleotides. Its product is annotated as palmitoyltransferase ZDHHC15B-like. Gene Ontology annotation, cellular component: Golgi apparatus; endoplasmic reticulum. Gene Ontology annotation, biological process: protein targeting to membrane; synaptic vesicle maturation; peptidyl-L-cysteine S-palmitoylation. The transcript is spliced from 13 exons. The coding region runs from base 1 to 1146 and encodes 381 amino acids. NCBI's taxonomy places the organism in Eukaryota, Metazoa, Mollusca, Gastropoda, Architaenioglossa, Ampullariidae. Gene Ontology annotation, molecular function: protein-cysteine S-palmitoyltransferase activity. The record is from RefSeq and is a predicted model, not a curated record.